Molecule: messenger RNA, 1114 nt
Organism: Owenia fusiformis
Lineage: Eukaryota; Metazoa; Annelida; Polychaeta; Sabellida; Oweniidae
Source: the annotation of a GenBank genome assembly
AAUGUGUCUUGUAAAUAAACCAUUGAUCUUUUUCAUAUCGCAAUUAGCUCUGAUGUAAUGUCAAAUGAUUCAGCCCUAUGAUAUUUAUUAAAACUUGAUACAGGUAAAAAGCUGCCAAUCGCCAAGGACUUUAUUUAUCAACUCCCAAUAUGCUAGGAUUUGUGUUAAGUUUUGCUGUAAUUGCAGUUGCUGAUGGGAAUCGAUGUCUAAAAGAUGUAGAUAUAGGCCCAUGUGACGCUAUCGUACCAAGGUACUACUUCAACCAAGAUACUGGUUCGUGCACAUCUUUUAACUAUGGUGGUUGCGGAGGAAAUGACAACAACUUUGAGACAUUCGAGAAAUGUAACACGCUCUGUGGGGAAGGUGUAUGUGAUCAACCAGCAGACAUGGGGCCAUGUGAGGCCGCCAUGCCAAGAUUUUAUUACUCGCAGGAAACCGGUACAUGUGAGAGAUUCAUCUACGGAGGUUGUCAAGGAAACGGAAACAAUUUUGAGACUAGCGAUGACUGUUUGAAACGUUGUGGAGGUGGAAAAGGUACUCUCAUUAAAAAAUCUGCCUGCAACCUUGCCCCUGAGGUAGGGGAUUGUGAUGGGGUCUUUGAACGGUGGUACUUCGAAGAAUCUCUGGGGCAGUGUUUGACAUUUACUUGGGGAGGAUGUGGGGGAAAUGCUAACAACUUUCGAACGCAAGAAGAAUGCUGCAGAAGCUGCCCAUGUGCUUAAAUGCAGUGAGAUGUUCUGCUGUUCUUCAUAUUAGUUUAAGAUUUUUGCAAGAAUUUUACACAAUGAAGUACCAGCGCUGAAUCGCACUGUGUGAUUGUGUUUAUUUUAACAUCGAUUUUGCACCUUGGCACGUUUACUAUUUCAGUUUGACGGAUAGAUGACCAGUCCACGUUCAGAAGAAAUAUUGCAUUAUUGUCCGACAACCUUAUUUAAUUUCAAUAAAAUUGUGCAAACGCAUGUUGGAUAGUUUUGUCUUUUGAUGAUUUAAAAAAAUUCUGAUACAUGAGCUAUAAUGAUAUUUGCAAAAUAAUUGUAUUUCAUAGGCCUAUCUGACUCUAAUUCAUAUCUAACUAUUGAGUUACGAGGUGAGUUUAAGGUUAAUUGUAUUUUCU